This is a messenger RNA of Panicum hallii, 3587 nucleotides long. Its product is annotated as lysine-specific demethylase JMJ25. Gene Ontology annotation, molecular function: histone H3K9 demethylase activity; transcription coregulator activity; chromatin DNA binding. Lineage: Eukaryota; Viridiplantae; Streptophyta; Magnoliopsida; Poales; Poaceae. The coding region runs from base 520 to 3282 and encodes 920 amino acids. The record is from RefSeq and is a predicted model, not a curated record. Gene Ontology annotation, biological process: regulation of transcription by RNA polymerase II. The transcript has 12 exons. Gene Ontology annotation, cellular component: chromatin; histone deacetylase complex.
CAUCUACGUGGGCAGGCCGGUAACUCCGCGCCGCGUCGCCCACUGGCUUUCUCCUCCCCCUCGCUCACGCGCGCCCCCUCCCCGCCGUGCUCCAGCAGCUGCAGACCUGCGCAGCGCUCGCCCACGCAGGCAGGCACCACCCGCUUCCAAAAUCGAAGGGAAAUUACUCGGCAACCAGCCCUAGACCCCUAGUAGUGCUGAGCUAGCUAGCAUCGCGCACCACCUCGCCACAGCACCCACGCACUGCAGCAGGAAGUGAGAGAAGAGAGAAAGAGAGGGGGAACUGGGGAAGGAAGGAUGGAUGGAGACUUGCAGCGCAGCCCACCCCCGCGCCCGCGCCGCACGCACGGCUCCCUCCGGUCCUCCCCAAAUUACAGACGACCCCGCAGGAGCAAGCCCAACCACCACUUAAACCCGACCACCACCGCCACCGUUACGCUUUAGCCCCCCGUCCAAACCCUAGAUCCCCUUCGCCGCGGUGGUGGCGCCCGCGGUGACCCGGCGUUGGCGGCGGAGGGGAUGGCGGCCGUGCCGGAGGACCUCCGCUGCAAGCGCUCCGACGGCAAGCAGUGGCGCUGCGGCGCGCCCUCCGUGCCCGGCAAGACCGUCUGCGAGAAGCACUACGUCCAGGCCAAGAGGCGCUCCGCCUCCUCCGCGCUCCGCGCAACGCUCCGCCGCUCAUCCGCCUCCGCCGCCGGCGGCGCGCCCGUCCUGCCCUUCCGCUCCACCGCCGCCGCGGCCCGCCUCGGCCCGCCGCCGAUGGCGGUCGCGAGGCCCGUCUACUCCAGGGUCGCCGGGGAGGCGGUGUACGUGGCGGAGCCCGUGCCGGCGCCGGCGCCGGCGUCGAGGGGCCCGGCGUACGACGGCCUGCCCCUGGGCAAUGCUGCCGGCGCGCGCACCGCGGCGGAGCUGGUCGGGAGAUGCCCGGCGUGGUCGACCGACGCUGGUCCGGCGGGGACGACGAGUUGCCACCAGUGCCGCAAGGCUGGGGCCGUCCUUUGGUGUUCCAGCUGCGACAGGAGAGGCUACUGCGCCGGCUGCAUCUCGAGAUGGUACUCUGACAUUUCGAUAGAUGAUGUUCGAAAGGUUUGUCCUGCAUGCCGUGGCAUUUGUAAUUGCAGAGUUUGCUUACAAGGAGACAACUUAAUAAAGGCCAGGGUGCAAGAAAUACCAGUUGUUGAUAAGUUGAGAUAUCUUCAUUGCCUUUUGUCACAUGUUCUUCCAGUACUAAAGCAGAUUUAUUCUGACCAAUGCUUUGAAAUAGGUGUUGAAACAAGAUCUUCUGGACCAAAGACAGAUAUCCUCAGAGCAAAGAUAAAUUUUGAUGAACAAAUGUGCUGUGAUUUUUGCAAAGUGCCAGUUUUUGAUUAUCACCGCCACUGUCCAAAGUGUCUGUAUGAUUUAUGCCUUGAUUGCUGUCGAGACAUACGGCGUUCUCGGGCCACUGUUGCAAGAGGAGAACAUACCGAAGGUCAUGUUGAAGAUAAAAGUAGAGAUUCUUUUAGUAGAAGAGCAAGACUGGAACCAUCUGCAGAAAGUGUAAAUGACAAGUCUUGCUAUCAGCCAAUGGAUCUAAAUAAUAUUGACAUUAGAUCUUUAGUCCCUACAUGGAGAGUCAGCAAUGAUGGCAGCCUCACUUGCGGGCCUCAUGAAGCUGGUGGCUGUGGUUCCUCAAAGCUGGUGCUAAGGCGAAUAUUCAAAAUUAAUUGGAUCGCUAAACUUGUAAAAAGUUCUGAAGAAAUGGUCAAUGGUUGCAAAGUACAUGAUCUGCAGGAUGGAUGUUUGUCUUACAUUGAUGGCAGACAGUUAGAGUUAAUUGGUCAGCAUGACCAUGGUCUCUCAAAAUGCUCAAACAGUGAUGAUAUUAGUGGGAAUUGUGUGUACUCUCCUGUAUUGGAGGACUUAAAACAUGAAGGCAUCAUGCAGUUUCGUAAGCAUUGGAUAAAGGCGGAGCCUAUUGUCAUCAGGAAAGCAUUUGAGCCUUCCCUGUCAUCAAUCUGGGACCCUUUAAGUAUUUGGAGAGGUAUCCAGGAGAUCAUGGAUGAAGAAAUGGAUGAAGAUGUAAUAGUGAAAGCUGUUGACUGCUCAAACCAAUCAGAGGUGGAUAUCGAGCUCAAACAGUUUAUCAAAGGUUAUUCGGAUGGCAACAAGGGGGGCGAUGGCCGCUUGUUGAUGCUGAAAUUGAAAGAGUGGCCCCAGCCCAGUGUCUUAGAGGAGUUUCUGUUGUGCCACAGACCAGAAUUUAUUGUCAAUUUUCCUCUUGUUGAUUUUAUUCAUCCUAGAUGGGGUCUCCUAAAUCUUGCUGCCAAGUUACCCCAAGAUGCAUUACAGCCUGAAGUAGGGAUGAAACUGCUAAUUGCAUAUGGAAGUCGUCAAGAACUUGGUAAAGGUGAUCCAGUGAUGAAUCUAACGAUUAACAUGGGUGAUGUGGUUCACAUGUUAAUGCAUGCAGUUGAAGUACGUAACCAAUAUCCCAAUAGGCCACCAUCUAAUGGAUCUGAAAGGAUUGCUAAUGGAACUAGUACGCAUGUAAAUGAUCACACUCCUGUUCCAGAUUUGGAUCUGAUUGUGGGGGAGCAAGAGUACAAACAUGCUAUUUCACAUUGUGAGGAGGCAAAAGCUAACAAUUUAGAAGGAUCACAGGCUGGUGCUGUCUGGGAUGUAUUCCGCAGGCAGGAUCUUCCAAAGCUUAAUGAAUAUUUGGCUGCUCACCGGGAAGAAUUUGGAGCUAACUGUCAAGCUGUGCCCUCUGUAAUGACUCCUUUCUUCUGCAUCAAAUUAUUCUCUAAUAUAUUCUCAAAUGUGUUUCAUGAUAAUACGUUUCCAAUGCAGGUUAAGUAUCCUAUUUACGAUCAAAAUGUGUACCUCAACAAUCAUCAUAAGAAGACAUUGAAGGAUCAAUAUGGAAUUGAACCUUGCACAUUCCACCAACAUAUUGGCGAGGCUGUAUUCAUUCCAGCCGGCUGUCCUUUCCAAGUGAAAAACCUCCAGUCCACCGUUCAAUUGGCUCUCAAUUUUUUGUCUCCGGAGAGUUUGCCAGAGUCAGUCCGGAUGGCCCAAGAGAUCCGUUGCCUGCCGAAUGAUCAUUUUGCAAAACUGAAGAUGCUUGAGGUAAAAAAGAUCUCCUUAUAUGCAGCAAGUUCAGCUGUCAGAGAAAUUCAGAGAAUAACUCUGGAUCCCAAGUUCAAUCUUGAUGCUAGUUUCGAGGAUCAAAAUUUGACUAGGGCGGUUUCAGAAAACUUGGCAAGAGUGAAUAAACAAAGGAAGGUAUCUUGCAGUUGAGGUUCUGGAGACCUUCGAGAAAUUGUGACGUGCCAUUCAGGAUGGAAACCGAUGCGGAAGAAGAUAUAGUGAUUGACUGAUUGUACAUGUAGUAUAUUGUGACAUGAAAGGAACACAUUCUGAUUCGUAUUGGAUAGCAUAUUGGCCUUACCUGUAUAUUGCGGAUUAGGACUAACGGCAGAGCUCAUGUAGACAAUAUAAAAAGCAUUAGAAAGCUGAAUACCUAACCGAAUUCUAUCUUGUGAAAUUUUUAGUACAAUAACAGCUGUUGGUAAUUUCACGAGAACUGAUGGUUUUUAUGGACA